AUGGCCCGCGACCCAACUGGAAAAACUCUCCAAAGCAACUACGACAAUGUCGCCACCGAAGUAGACGUCUCUGCUAUUGGACUUGUUGAGACCAUGGUGGAUUUUAGCGAGCAAUCGCAUGCAAUACUUCAAAAGUUUUACUACACUUUAGACGCAACGGAAAUAGAGAAAGUCCUGCAAGAGGCAAUUCAUGACGAUAUCGAUUAUCAAGGGGCAACCACGGCAGAAGAACGGCUGCGAUACGCCAAAAGUGCGAGACUUAGGGAACAGUCAGCCUUGAGAGAUUACUUUCGUGAAGAGUUCGCUAACAAAGUAACAACGCCAGAGUUUCGAAACCGAAUUUCCGAAUUAAAAACCCCUAGUAAGCAUGCGGGGCUCGACACAGGAGACAUCCUAGGCGUCCAAGUUUCGGACGACGUCGAAAAUUCCACUCUCUCCGUCGAUCAUCACAAUAAUAACUUUGAUAUGCCCACGAUAACUACCAACACUGGUAAUGGACCCAACAAUACAAUACGCACAGAUAUCCCGGGGGCAAAUUUAGAAGAGGGGACAACAAUUACCUACGCCUAA
This is a messenger RNA of Glarea lozoyensis ATCC 20868, 570 nucleotides long. RefSeq lists its product as uncharacterized. The coding region runs from base 1 to 570 and encodes 189 amino acids. The transcript is spliced from 2 exons. Lineage: Eukaryota; Fungi; Ascomycota; Leotiomycetes; Helotiales; Helotiaceae. The record is from RefSeq and is a predicted model, not a curated record.